Hermetia illucens (black soldier fly) is the source of this 1926-nucleotide messenger RNA. Its product is annotated as indole-3-acetaldehyde oxidase-like. NCBI's taxonomy places the organism in Eukaryota, Metazoa, Arthropoda, Insecta, Diptera, Stratiomyidae. The transcript has 6 exons. The record is from RefSeq and is a predicted model, not a curated record. Bases 1 to 1926 code for a protein of 641 amino acids. Gene Ontology annotation, molecular function: iron ion binding; FAD binding; oxidoreductase activity.
AUGGGCAAAUUGUUAUUAUUUGCAAAAGCGAAUACAUUCUAUUCAGCAGAAAUUCCGAUUGCUCCCGAUUACACCAGACGUGAAUGCAAGCUGGCUAAUGUGAGUGACCAAUUGAUUGAAAUGAGCGAAGAAGAUAGGCUGGAAGCUUUCACGACUACGAAAUUGCUGAAUCCACAAUCAACAGGAUAUCUCCAACGAGAAAAGGUGUUCGAUGAAAAACUGCAAGAAGUUAUGAAACCUGAAGAAUACCCUGCUGACAUCACCUUAAACACAUUUAUCCGUGAAUAUGCUAAGCUAUUUGGGACGAAAUUUUACUGCUUGGAAGGAGGAUGUAGCUGUUGCACCGUUACUGUUCGGACUCAUCACCCAGUUUCCAAUAAGUACUAUAGUCGGGCAGCAAACUCGUGCCUUGUUCUCUUGAACAUUUGCCAUGGAUGGGACAUAGUAACAAUCGAAGGGUUGGGAGAUCGGCGCAGUGGUUAUCAUCCCCUGCAAGAGCGACUGGCCCAGUUUAAUGGCACCCAAUGCGGAUAUUGCUCGCCUGGUAUGAUAAUGAACAUGUUCAGUCUCUUGGAGGCAUCUGGCGGAAAGGUUUCGGCGGAGGAGAUAGAGAACAGUUUCGGGGGCAAUCUGUGCAGAUGCACAGGAUAUCGUCCAAUUCUUGAAACGAUGAAAUCUUUCGCAUCUGAUUGCGACUAUGAGUUUGUUGAGAAGGAAUGUGAUAUUGAAGAUUUGCGACUAUGCUCGAAGAUUGGCCAAAUCUGCGAUCGGAAGUGUAGCAUUCCGAAAAUCGCAAAAGUAGAUGACCAACGUGUUUGGUAUCAUCCGCGUAGCCUAUCAGAAAUCUUUCAGAUUUUCGAGGAUAUUCAUGAACGUAGAUACACUCUGAUCGCAGGGGGUACAGCCCACGGGGUGUACCGACGAGAUCCUAACAUUGAAGUUUUCAUAGAGGUGAAUAAUGUGACAGAGCUUCAUUCAUAUAAAAUAGGAGAUGUCGUUGAGUUAGGGGCAAACGUAACCUUAACAGGAAUGAUGAGGGUUUUAAAGGAAGCGGCGGCUCGUCCAGGAUUUGAAUACUUUGAGGAAACUUUGAGGCACCUGGAUUUGGUUGCUAGUGUACAGAUACGAAAUUUUGGAACGAUUGCUGGAAAUUUGAUGACAAAGCACGAUCAUAAUGGUUUCGUGUCCGAUAUUUUUACAAUUCUACUAAGUAUCGACGCACGAAUUGUUGUAGCCAACCCUUCUUCGCAAGUGGAGAGAUCACUAAUAGAAUUCUUCAAGUCUGAUAUGCGACAUCGGAUAAUUGUAAAGAUUAUCUUACCUCAAUGGAAUAAAAGCACAACUCUAUACGGCUCAUAUAAGAUUCUACCGCGAGCUCAACAUGCGCACGCCCUUGUUAAUGCUGGAUUUCACUUUACAUUCUCUGGGUCACAGAUAAACUCAUCGAGAAUAGCUUUUGGUGGAAUAAACCCUAAUUUUACUGAAUCCCACGCGACCGUAGAAUUUUUCGAAGGUCGCAAUCUUUUCGACCCCGACACCUUCACACAAUCACUCGAGAUUUUAGGUGCUGAGUUGCAACCAGAUUGGAUAUUGCCAGCAGCGUCACCAGAAUUCCGAAGGAGACUGGCGCUUGGUUUAUUUUAUAAGUUCUUAAUAAAGAAUGCCCCGGAAGGACUUGUCAAAGUGACAUAUCGCAGCGGAGGCCAUUUACUGCAACGGCCUGUCUCAAGCGGAACACAAUACUUUGAUACUAAUAAAAAAGAGUGGCCUGUAAAUCAACCCGUUCGGAAGCUGGAAGCUUUAUGGCAGUGCUCGGGAGAAGCAACCUACUCGAACGAUAUUCCACAAAUGCACGAGGAAGUUUGGGCCGCAUUUGUACCAGCCACAAGAGUUCAUGCUACUGUCGCGAAAAUUGAUCCCUUCUGA